AGGAGGAGGAGCAGCCGCAGCUGGGAUUGGGGGCGGCCGGCGCCGCCCGCCCGGCCGGGGGGAGGAGGCGGCAGGAGGAGGAGCGGCGGCGCGGGCCGCAGCGAGCUGGCUGCGGUCGGCGCUGCUGCCCCUGAAGAUGGCGGCAGCGGAGGCGGCCGCUGCUCCAGGCGGCGGGAGCUGCUCGCCGGCGGGCGGCGGCUCGGUGCCCGUCCUCUUCUGCUUCUCCGUCUUCGCGCGGCCCUCCAGCGUGCCCCACGGCGCCGGCUACGAGCUGCUGAUCCAGAAGUUCCUCAGCCUCUAUGGGGACCAGAUAGACAUGCACCGCAAGUUCGUGGUGCAGCUCUUCGCCGAGGAGUGGAGCCAGUACAUAGACCUGCCCAAGGGCUUCCUGGUCAGCGAGCGCUGCAAGGUGCGCCUGGUGCCGCUGCAGAUACAGAUGACUACUUUGGGCAACCUGACACCCUCAAGCACUGUGUUUUUCUGUUGUGAUAUGCAAGAGCGAUUCCGGCCUGCCAUCAAGUACUUUGGUGAUAUCAUCAGCGUAGGCCAACGGCUGCUCCAAGGCGCACGGCUCCUAGGAAUUCCAGUUAUUGUAACUGAACAGUAUCCCAAAGGUCUUGGCAGCACUGUGCAAGAAAUUGAUUUAACAGGAGCUAAACUUGUGCUUCCCAAAACAAAAUUUUCAAUGGUGUUGCCAGAAGUUGAAGCAGCAUUAGCAGAGAUCCCUGGAGUGCGCAGCGUUGUCCUGUUUGGAGUAGAAACUCAUGUCUGCAUCCAGCAAACAGCACUGGAAUUAAUUGGCAGAGGUCUGGAAGUCCACAUAGUAGCUGAUGCCACCUCAUCAAGAAGUAUGAUGGACAGAAUGUUUGCUCUUGAGCGUCUUGCUCGUACUGGAAUUAUAGUUACUACUAGUGAAGCUAUAUUGCUGCAGCUGGUAGCUGACAAAGAACAUCCAAAAUUCAAAGAAAUCCAAAAUCUCAUUAAGGCGAGUGCACCUGAGUCAGGGCUCCUUUCCAAAGUUUAAAGAGGAUGUGGAGGAAGCGGAUGUCAUUGUCAUCUUCAAGGAGGAAGAAAAGCUGUAAGCGCACAUGUACACCUUCUUUCACUCAAAGUUUGGUAGAAGUGUAAAAUUAAAAAUUGACGUACUCAUGCUUGCCUUAGCAAAAUUGUCUGGUUACACAUCUGGAUGCCAGUAUGUUCUGUUUAGUUACAUCUGUCAGAGGCUUUGGGUACCGUAGGACCCUUUUGUUAUCAAAUAUCUUUAUUUAUUUGCAAAACAAAAAUUAACAGAGGUGCCCGCUAGCCUAUACUAUACACUGAUUGUAACAGCUCUGAAAAGUGCAUAUUUCUGUGACACCUCUUGAUUGUGCACUUUGUAAAAGCAUUCUGUGAUACUCUGUUUUACUUUUGUAUUAAUAGAAGACAAUUACAUAUUGGAUAAAUGUGAUGUGAUACGCUUUAAUGUUCUAUGUAAAUGAAGUAUUUUAAUAGGGCAUAAGUUAAAACCAAGUAAGAUAUAGGGACUACAUGUGUGCUUUUGUUCUCUAGGUUAAAAUUUAAGUGCUUUGCUUCAUAGACAAGACACAUAGAUCAAGCAGCAGCUCUCUAGGUAGCUGAAACCUGCAUCACAACUUUCAAUUAUUCCAAAAUUGACUGCCCAACCCUGUACUUCACUUAAGUGUACGCAAACAGAAAACUGUCAUUCAAUGAGUUCUUUAUAAACAACUGGUGUGAAGUCCUUCAGAACUAGCAGAAGAUUACCAAAACUUCAAAUAAUUUGGCAAUGCUAAGGAUGUUAAAGAACAAAAGCUUUUCAGCUUCGAGUGCUGAAUCUACUACUAUAUUUAGAUUUAUUUGGAUUUUUGUUUUGUUUUGGGGGUUUUUUUUACCCUAUUUUAGUUAGAUUGAAUAAUUCCAUCUGAUUUACUCAUUUGGCCAAGCAAGCUCUGAAAGAAACCUCAGCUUCUCUAGGUUUUUGCGCUUUUUUUCUGGGAUGCAGUUGGGUGGAGUUUGAAUGGAAUCUGGCCUAAAAGCAUUCUUCAGAAAAAUAGCAUCUUUAACUUAAUGAUAUAUAUUUUUUCUAUCUAGAACCAAUCUUCUAACACAUGACUGUUUAUAAAGGCACUUCCUUCACGUUCCAGUGGUUUAAACAAUGUUGUAUAAAGUUUACAGUGUGUCUGAGACAUUUAUUUUUUUAAAAGAGUACUAGAAGAUGUCAUACUGAACACUGAUCUUUUUGGUAGAUAACCUAUUAGAGUACAUGUAUUGUUUUAAAUUGCUUACUUUCCCCACAAGAUGGCUCUAAAAAAAUUGUUUCAGAGAGUUGUAACCUUUAUAUGUUCAAAAUGAAUAAAAUGUUAACAUU
Molecule: messenger RNA, 2365 nt
Organism: Harpia harpyja (harpy eagle)
Lineage: Eukaryota; Metazoa; Chordata; Aves; Accipitriformes; Accipitridae
Gene: ISOC1
Product: isochorismatase domain containing 1
Exons: 5
Coding region: 137-1024 (295 amino acids)
Cellular component (GO): cytoplasm
Source: RefSeq, a predicted model, not a curated record